This is a messenger RNA of Helicoverpa armigera (cotton bollworm), 1485 nucleotides long. RefSeq names its product lysoplasmalogenase TMEM86B. The record is from RefSeq and is a predicted model, not a curated record. Gene Ontology annotation, molecular function: hydrolase activity. Gene Ontology annotation, cellular component: membrane. NCBI's taxonomy places the organism in Eukaryota, Metazoa, Arthropoda, Insecta, Lepidoptera, Noctuidae.
UUCGCGGGGAGUCAUUCGUCGCUUGUUAUAGUACCGUUGUUAGUUGAUGUCUCUUGUCGGAGGUGCGCAGUUUGUUCAAGAGUUAAGAAGGAAGUCGCACACUACGCAGCUACUAUGAUAUCUCCAGUCGACCUGGCGCGGCGGGUGAGCGCGGGCGGGCGGCUGGUGCCGUUCUUCAAGUGCGUGUGCGUGUACUUCGUGUCGCUGGGCGCGGGCGGCGGCGCGCCGGGCCCCGCGGCCGCGGCCGCCAAGUGCGCGCCCGUGCUGUGCCUGCUGCUGUGCGUGCUGCGCCGCGUGGCCGCGCUGCCGCGCCACAAGGGGUGGUACGCGCGGCGCGUGGCGGCGGGGCUGGCGCUGUCGGCGCUGGGCGACGCGCUGCUGGUGUGGCCGGCGCAGCUGGCGGGCGGCAUGGGCGCGUUCGGCGCGGCGCACGUGGCGUACCUGUGCGCCUUCGCGCGCGCGCCGGCGGGGUCGCGAGGCGCGGGCGCGGCGCUGCUGGCGGCGGCCGCGGCCAGCGCGCUGCUGCUGGCGCCGCCGCUGCGCGCGCCGGCCGCGGGCUACGCGCUGCUGCUGGCGGGCAUGGCGUGGCGCGGCGCGGCGGCGGGCGGCGCGGCGCGGGCGGGCGCGCUGCUGUUCGCGCUGUCGGACGCGCUGCUGGGCUACGGGCUGUGGGGCGGCGCGCUGCCGUGCCAGCAGCUGCUCGUCAUGUCCACCUACUACCUGGCGCAGCUGGGCAUCGCGCUCAGCGCGCUCGACACGCCCACUGAGCCCGUACACUCUUCCUUUAGCUCAUAAGCGUAUAUACUUACAUAUAAGUUAGUUAGGUAUAUGUUUAGAACCUAGAUAUUUUGUGACCCUAUUAGCGUACUUCAUGGUGGUAAUAUAUUUUGUAGUUCGUUUACACGAGUCGAGCCGUGUGGGCCCCCGCAUGCGCAUCUGACGAGUCGGGUGCCGUCAGUCUGUGAUAUAAUGUACUUUUACGAGAGAAGUGUUGUGUGAAAUAUGAAGAGUGUGUGUGAGUGGCGGGACGUAGACUACAACAAGACUGAGUCCGAGGCGCUCCGGUGGCGCGGGAGCGGCUCCAGGGUGUUGAUACUUGUACAUUCCUGCAGGUAGUGUUAGGCAGAGGCCACACGUGUCACUAACACGACGGUGUGUCAGCCACCGCGCCUCAACUGUGUUCUAAACUAUUCCAAUAGAAUACGUUGUUCGUUUGUACUAUCUACAUACAAUCGGAUCCAGCAUCAAGUAUUGUAUCGCUGAGCCACGUCAUUGCACGGAUAAUGUCACACAGAUAGUGUAUUUAGUGGCGACACACCACGCUGACACUUAUUGACUAUCAACACGAUGAAUAUCAAUUAUGUAAUAUUAUAUUAAAUGUUAUACAUUUAUGACCGGUAGUUAUUAUAUUUUUAUUAUUGUAUAGAUAUAACAAGUGUCAGGUCACGGAGAAGUGACUUUAAAAAUAAAUAAUAAUAACUGAAA